Saccostrea cuccullata (small rock oyster) is the source of this 1491-nucleotide messenger RNA. RefSeq lists its product as uncharacterized. The transcript is spliced from 6 exons. The coding region runs from base 94 to 1491 and encodes 465 amino acids. The record is from RefSeq and is a predicted model, not a curated record. Lineage: Eukaryota; Metazoa; Mollusca; Bivalvia; Ostreida; Ostreidae.
UUUAUCCAUAUUCAAACAUCCAUUGCAAAUUGUUUUAUUACUUUUGUAGGACCAAAUUUUGUCAAGGGCUAUAGAUUUACCAAACCAGUUUACAUGGGCUUCAAGUGGACAAAUGAUUAUGUUGUGUUUUCUGAACGUAAGACGUGGUUGGGCGCGAGAGAUGUUUGCAAGUCAAUGGGUAACGUACUUCUGUACAACAGAUGGAACCUUAUGAACUGGUAUAUAAAGACAAAAGCCACGAGGAAAGGAUGGUCAGUUACUGAUGAUGUGUGGUUAGGACUGAUAAAACAUCAGAGCAGCGAAAGAUGGUACGCAGAAAGAAAAUAUAAUUGCCAUGAAACCACAAUGACAAUUUCCGGACAAAACUGGCUUGAAAAACAGUGCGCCGUUUUAAACAUGUCUGCUGCACACCCGGGUGAUAAACUUAUGCUUUAUGCUACAUCUUGUGAGGGACACACAUUUGGAUUUGUUUGUCUUGAGGCACAGGGAGAAAUACCAAAUGGUGUGGAGCACUACCCCUUCUCAGAGGUAGAGGAGAAAAGUGACAGAAGACUUCAAUUGAAUACUUCAUCACAGACGGAGUGUGCGAUCAGUUCAUUUUCCAACAUCCAGUGUUAUGUUGCUACGUACUUUCCGAAGGAUAAAUAUUGUGUAGCUGAACGCACCUCGAUGAUCGAAAUUCCAGAGACAUCGGCUUUACCGCCCAGCACAUACUUGUAUCCAUGUCCUCCAGAAACAAUUGCAGAGACUUCUUCAGUGGAAAUGUUCAUCGACGCUUCAACAACAACUUUUCAAAACCUAGACGUUACCUCUUCAUUGGCAGAACUUUCAGAUGACACGACAACAGUCAUUCAUUCCAUCAGUCAGACGACCACGGUUUUUCAGACUCAGAAAGACACAACUACAGCCUCAGUUGAUGGUAUGAAAACAGUUACAGAGACACAUAAUGGCGAAACAACAUACACAGAUCUUUCCAAAGGCACAACUACAAAAAUGCCACAUUGUACAACGGAAGUUAAUUCUGGAUGCCUCUGUACACGUCAGAUAACUAACAUUGAAGGAGAGAAACUAAACCAGAAGGUCCUAGAGAUUAAGAAAAUACUCACUGUAAACAUAUCGUCCCUGUCUUCGACAAUGAGGAAGAAGAUAUCAGCACCAGACGACAGACAGUCUUCGCUAGCCAUAGGGACGAUGGGUAUUUGUGUAAUCAUUGGUGUUGUCAUGGCCUUGAUCGGUGGUGACAUGGUUAAUAUUGUGUCCUGUAUAAAGUAUUUGUUCUGCUGCAAAAGAAGGCUUUCUCGUGUUCAGCAUGAGGUGUUCUGUAUUCUGCUCAGCUUCUCCACAUGGACACAUCGGGGAUGGUAUGACUUUCAUGACUCUAUGCAGAUGUUGGUUGAGUCUGUUGUGUCCUGUCCUAAGUCUGAAGAUGGUCGUCUGCUCAGGUCUAGCCAGUUGGUGAUAGCUGUCUUGUUGUUAAGGGGUUCUGUGUAG